AAUGAAAUUAGUACUUGUUAUGUAGUAUAUAUAUGCUACUACCAUAAAGCCUUUCACUUUAUUUUAGCUCCAUUAUUCUCAUCCAAAAUAUUCCUCUCUUUCCUUUAUCUUUCUUCCUUUCCUUUCCUUUCCUUUCCCUCUCUAAGUGUACUACUAGCAUUUCUCCUCCACCUUCAAUUUGAUGUGAUUCUCCACUAACAUAAAACUUUACAAAAGAGAAUUUUUAUAGAUCAUAUUCAAGAAUUUGCUAUGAAUUUUUCUUCAAUUCCAUAUCUUGAUCCAGCCAACUGGCAACAGCAAGGUGGAGGUAGCAUCCAAAAUCAUCAUCACCAUCAACUUACAUCACCACCAUCUCAGACUGCACCACCGCCGCAAGUACCACCGCCUCCUCCCGUACCCCUGCAGCCUCAUGGAGGUGGCGGUGGUGCAGGUACCAUUAGGCCGGGCUCGAUGGCUGAUCGAGCCCGGAUGGCUAACAUACCUAUGCCUGAGGCAGCCCUAAAAUGCCCUAGAUGUGAUUCAACAAAUACCAAGUUUUGUUACUUCAAUAACUAUAGUCUCUCACAGCCUAGACACUUUUGCAAGGCUUGUAAAAGGUACUGGACUAGAGGCGGCGCGCUGAGAAAUGUCCCCGUGGGAGGGGGUUGCAGGAGGAACAAAAGAAGCAGCAACAGCAAAAGUGGUAACAACAACAAUAAUAAUAAUAAUUCAAAAUCUCCGGCUUCUAGCACGAGUACUGAUGGUCGUCAAGCUACUAACAAUUCGGGUUCUACAAGUACAAUUUCAUCACAUAGCAACAGCUUUACCGGUCCAACAUCAGCAGCUAGUUUAUUAGGUCUUAUGACCCCUCAAAUUCCGCCUCUUCGUUUCAUGUCACCUUUAGGUCAAUUUAGUUCUGAUCAUCAUCAUCACCACCACCAUUUUACUCCGAGUAAUCACAUGAACUUGAAUUUUUCUACAAGUACUUGUGGUAACAUAUUAGGUGGUACUACUGAAGGUAUGAUGGUUAAUACUAACAACAAUUUGCUCGGUGUUGGUGUUGGUGUUGGUGUUGGUGUUGGUGCUGGUGCUGGUGCUGGUGUUGGUGGUGUUGCUUCGCUUUUAUCAAGUGGAAACCUUGAACAUUGGCGUAUGCCACAACAAUUCCCUAAUUUCUUAGGUGGAUUUGAUCCGUCUAAUUCGCCUUCUUCUGGUGUUAGUAACUACCCAUUUCAAGGUGGUGUUCAUGAGGCAGUACAAUUCCUUGGUGGUGAGAGUACGAGUCAAAUUAGCAGGCCAAAAAUCUCGACAUCAAUGCUGAAUCAGAUGGCUUCAGUGAAGAUGGAAGAUAGCAACAAUAACAAUAAUAAUCAAGAUCAAUCAGCUUUGUCAAGGCAAUUGUUGGGGAUACAAGGAAACAAUGAAAAUUGGAAUACUGCUAGUGCUUGGAGUGAUCUUUCUGCUAGUUUUAGCUCUUCUUCCACUAGUAAUGCCUUAUAAUUAUUGAAAUUCGUGACGAAGCUUAAGCUUCUAGUGAAGAUGGAACCCAGACAUUGGGAACAAAAGAUCGAUCGACCAUAUGAAAACCCUAGAUUUGUUAUUUUUUUUUUCUUUCUAAGUGUUUUGUUUAGAUUAUUUGUAGUUUGUUAUGGUAAUAUGUUAGAACAUGUUUGGAGUUGAGUGUUUUUUUUUUAGUAGCUUUUGUGUAGACAUGAAGGUCUAAUUUUCAAAGUAAUUGGCUCUAGGUGUUGGGCUAUAAAGGUGAUCUUAUAUGGCUAACAUUUCUAAUGGUAUAUCAUCUUCAUGUUGAAAUUUUAUGGAAUUUUUGUAUUUUUGUUUGUGUA
Messenger RNA from Capsicum annuum, 1823 nucleotides. Its product is annotated as dof zinc finger protein DOF2.4. NCBI's taxonomy places the organism in Eukaryota, Viridiplantae, Streptophyta, Magnoliopsida, Solanales, Solanaceae. Gene Ontology annotation, biological process: regulation of DNA-templated transcription. The record is from RefSeq and is a predicted model, not a curated record. Gene Ontology annotation, molecular function: DNA binding; DNA-binding transcription factor activity.